This is a messenger RNA of Microtus oregoni (creeping vole), 409 nucleotides long. RefSeq names its product NEDD8-like. Gene Ontology annotation, molecular function: protein tag activity; ubiquitin protein ligase binding. Gene Ontology annotation, cellular component: nucleus; cytoplasm. The record is from RefSeq and is a predicted model, not a curated record. Lineage: Eukaryota; Metazoa; Chordata; Mammalia; Rodentia; Cricetidae. The coding region runs from base 2 to 247 and encodes 81 amino acids. The transcript has a single exon. Gene Ontology annotation, biological process: regulation of proteolysis; protein neddylation; modification-dependent protein catabolic process.
GAUGCUAAUUAAAGUGAAGACGCUGACUGGAAAGGAGAUUGAGAUCGACAUUGAACCCACAGACAAGGUGGAGCGAAUCAAGGAACGUGUAGAAGAGAAAGAGGGCAUCCCCGCACCACAGCAGAGGCUCAUCUACAGUGGCAAACAAAUGAAUGAUGAGAAGACAGCAGCUGAUUACAAGAUCCUAGGUGGUUCAGUCCUCCACCUAGUGUUGGCUCUUAGAGGAGGAGGUGGUCUUGGGCAGUGAUGAACCUCGGUUCCAUUUUACCUCCUUGCCCUGUCGCUCAUAAUGAAGCAUCACAUAUCCUCUCACGCUCUGGGACACCAGAACUUCUGCCCCCUCCCUUGGAUGCCCAGUCUUGUGUGUCUACUGGUGGGAGAAUGUGAGGACACCAGGGUGCAGUGCUCC